Neodiprion fabricii is the source of this 3396-nucleotide messenger RNA. RefSeq lists its product as uncharacterized. The coding region runs from base 1 to 3396 and encodes 1131 amino acids. NCBI's taxonomy places the organism in Eukaryota, Metazoa, Arthropoda, Insecta, Hymenoptera, Diprionidae. The record is from RefSeq and is a predicted model, not a curated record. The transcript is spliced from 4 exons.
AUGAGUCGCGGUCGUUUGAUACGCUCUCGUCGUCGAGAAAGUGGCGGAGAAGAACAUUCCAUCACCGAAAAUCCGCGGGUUCCCGAGUCAAGUUGUGCACCUUCAGUGGACUCUUUACCUGUCCCUACGAUGGUCUCAGUCUCACAAAUCAACCUACUAGGGAUUAUGAGCCAACAACAAGAAGCCGCCGAAAGAUAUCAACGGCAGCUUCUGGAUACGGCUACUCACCAACAACAACAACUUGUCCGGUUGCUUCAAGAGCAACGAGAAGCUCAAGAGCCUUCCGAGACUAGUCUUCACGAACUACUCCGGACAACUGUGGCGGCUCUUCAGUCCGUUCAUCAAAUGAGUGGCACUGGAGGACCAGCUGUUACACGGCAGGGUUCCAGAGUUGUUACUCCGCUUCCCUCUCCUGUUCCCUCUGCUGUUCCCGUUCCUACUGUUCAGGAGGUCCAACAUCCAGGACGAUCCCAGGAUGUUCCUGAAUCAAAUGACAGUGAUACGUUGAAAUCGAUGGAGAAGGAACUGUGUGUAUUCAGCCAAACAAUAGAAGAUAACAGAGACAGGUUGGAAUUAGGCAGAAACAGAGAACGAGUUGAAGCAAUGAACAGUGAAUCAAUCAUUGCUGAGCAUCGUUACAACGGGGAUAUUGAAAAAGGCACUUUUAAAACUGUAGAACAACUACACAUGGGUGAAAUGAACGUAACAUAUAUGGGGAAUUCAGGACCAUAUGUGAUGAAAAUAAUCGGGGAUGUGAGUUACAAAAUAUCUACAAGUUUAGAGACCGCAAACAAUAACCGACCGAGAUAUGGACAAAUUUACAUCUACGACGUACAAACUCAGCUAGCGCUGAGAGAAAAUGAUGCAAGAAGAGCAAGUCUGUUAGAAAUUAUUGGUAGACUGAUAAUAGAUAUCAAUCCUUAUGCAGCAAAUUUUAAAACAACGUACGAGCGAUUUGUUAAGGGAGAAAGCCUGGUGAGAUUAAACUUUAUAGCACUCAAGGAAGACGAUAGACGGCGGUACAAUGCGCCAACUUGUGGUGAGCUAGCAGCUCUGAUCGUUUCAGAUGACGGGGCAGUAUCUGAAAAUAUAGAAGUACAAGUAUUUCCAAAACAAGACCGUGCAGUUGGAUAUGUGCCGAGAUAUUCGCAUCACGUUGAUCCAAUGACUUUUCCAUUACUAUUUCCGAGCGGUGAUUUAGGAUGGAGCUAUAAUAUGAAACACGUAGGAACAAACAAGGAAAUCUCUCCUGUUCAAUAUUAUGGACAUCGAUUGGCCUUACGUCGAGGCGAAGCACAGAAUCAGUUGUUACGGAGCGGACGAUUGACACAACACUAUGUGAUUCACGCAUAUCUCACAAUUGAAUCGCAGCGUUUAUUGUUUUUAAGAAAUAAUCAGAAGCAAUUGCGUGUAGAAUGUUACAAAGGAAUGACUGAUCACAUAUCAAAUAGUGAAGCGAAUACGUCGGAUCGAACAAGACUUGGGAACCAAAUGAUUUUACCAUCAUCAUUUUCCGGCAGCAUGCGACAUAUGCAACAGCAGUACCAAGAUGCAAUGGCAAUAACAAGGAAAGUUGGACGACCGGAUUUAUUUAUUACAAUGACAUGUAAUCCUAAGUGGCCGGAAAUAUGUACGGUAUUGAAAGAUUUUCCUACAGGUACCACUGUAAAUGACAUUCCAACAAUAGCUUGUCGAAUAUUCAACAUGCGGCUACAACAGGCACUAAAGAAAAUCGAAAGCGGUUCAGUAUUUGGAAAGAUUGAAGGAUACGUAUACACAGUUGAAUUUCAGAAAAGAGGCUUACCGCAUGCUCACAUACUAUUUAUCUUAAAUAACAAUGACAAACUUUUGACUCCAGAAGCAAUUGACAGUUUUAUAUCUGCAGAAAUACCAGACAAACGAAUACAUCAACAACUAUAUCAAUCUGUCACAUCACACAUGCUACACGGCCCUCACACAUCCAAAAUACCAUGCUGGAAUUCGGUAACGAAGUCAUGCUCAAAGAAAUUUCCGAAAGACUUAGUGGAAAAUACUGAUAUAAGCGGUGGCGGUUUUCCAAAGUAUCGCAGACGAAAAAAUACAGACAUAAAUUAUUACCGCAACCGCGUGGAAGGAAGAAAUAUCCAAGUAGACAACAGCAUGGUUGUGCCUCAUAAUCCAUACCUACUUGCAAAGUACGACUGCCACAUGAACGUAGAAUAUUGUACGUCAAUAAUGGCUAUUAAAUAUGUCUUUAAGUACAUCCACAAGGGACAUGAUCGUGCAAGAGUACAGAUAACUGAUUCAAACAGCGAGAGUGAUGGUCAGCCAAUAAUCAACGAAAUACAGGAUUAUGUAGAUUCGCGUUACGUAGGACCGAUGGAAGCAGCUUGGCGUAUACUAGAACUGCCAAUGCAUGGACGAAGUCAUGCCGUCACACGCUUACCUGUACACCUACCGGGGCAGCAAUACGCAACGUUUGAGGGAGGUAGAGAAGUCGAAGCCGCUACAAAUGAAAAAAAGUGGAGAACCCAUCUUAUUACAUGGUUUGAAUUGAACAGCAUAGAUGAAAUGGCAAGAAAUACAACUUACGCGAACACGCCAGAUUACUAUUCGUUUCAAGAACCAACAAAAACGUGGAAAAAAAGAAAAUAUGCAUGUCAAGUAGUUAGUAGAAUGACAAAUGUUUCACCAAGGGAUUCCGAAAGAUUUCACCUCAAACUAAUCCUUGGACAUGCGACAAAUGCAAGGAGUUUUAUAGAUUUACGCACUGUAAACGGGAAGGAAUGGAAUACAUUUAGAGAGGCUGCAGUGGAUAUGGGUUUAACUGCGACAAAUGACGAAGCUUUCAAAAUAUUCGACGAAGCUGUUUCAUUACUUAUGCCGAAACGGUUACGUCAUUUUUUUGUGUGGUAUUUAAUCGGUGAAAUGCCAUCGAACGCGAUAGAUUUAUGGAAUACUUACAAGAAAGCACUAUCUGAAGACUUCGUGGAUCAGCAUGAAAAUAGAGCACUAUGUGCAAUUGAGCAUCUUUUUAGAGCUGAGGCAAGAUCAUGUGCAGAUUUUUACUUACCAAUACCGGAGAUAAUUUUCGAAAAUGAAGCGGAAGAAAUAAUAGUGGAAAAUAUAGAAACCUUUGCAAAGAAAGGCAAUGAACUGGUAAAGCAAUUAAACAACGAUCAGAAAAUAAUUUAUACACAAAUUUUUGAUAAUAUUAUGGAUAACGAAAGUAUAGCAGCCAUCUUACUACCAUAUGGCACAACCGCGCACAAAACAUUUGGAUUACCAUUGACACUGCAAAAGGAAGGAACAAUUUUCACAAAUGCAACGAUGAAGAAAAAAAUACAAAGUAUAGAUGUAUUUAUAUGGGAUGAAUGUUCGAUGAUACCGAAAAUUGCGAAGUCAACUUCGAACUAA